Molecule: messenger RNA, 3130 nt
Organism: Magallana angulata
Lineage: Eukaryota; Metazoa; Mollusca; Bivalvia; Ostreida; Ostreidae
Exons: 1
Coding region: 42-2993 (983 amino acids)
Source: RefSeq, a predicted model, not a curated record
AAUAGAAAUAAAGUUCCAUUAAAUUUACUUGUGAAUACGUCAUGGAGGAUAAAGAUAAAUGUUCACCAGCAUCAAGCGAUGGGAAACCAAAUCCAUGCUCAACUGAGUCCAAAUUGGGAAUGAAUUCACGUAAUUCUGAUGUAAAGGAUAAGUCAAGACAUGCAAAAGCCCGCAGAAGAACAGAAGAAGCGAAAUCUGACAAGGUAACUAUGCCUAGUACCUCAAGUGAGAAUUCUAGAACAAUUGGAAAAUUUAGCACAUGUGCAACACCGAUCUCCAUGCUUUCCCCUAAAACUUCUGAACGCAAAAUCCACGCCCCUGAAAAGAACGCCAAACCGGAGGAGAGAUACAUAGUUCUAAGAACCGAAAAGGAACUCCGGGACUACUUUGCUGCCAUGGACAGAGCUGCCCCACAGGCGAGCCCGGCCCCUGAUCCCCAACCCACCCGCUCCUGCUUAAGUCGCUCUUCGUUUGGCUCCAGUAGAAGUGGAAGCGGUCAAUCCGCCAAGAGUGUCCGGUUUGCUGACAAAGAAGAUGAGUCGGACAAGAAAAAUAAGCACUCCGAUAAAAGAGUGGUAGGGCGAAGGUCGAGGACAUUGAUGACGGGUGAAAGGGAUAUGCAGCCUAUUCCUACACGCUUACAGGAUCAAAAGAUUACUACUUCUACAGAACCCUCAGUUGGACAUGAUAACAGACGGUCCAAAACGGAAGUAGAUUUAUCCACGAUAAGAUAUGCAUCACCUAUAGACAAUAUCAAUAGAGGUGAAAAUCAACCCCAAACUUUAAGUGAGUCACUGGUAUCUGCAAAAAGCAGUCAUACCGAGAACAAAGCAACAGAAAUUACCACUUGCACCGGAAGUCAAGACACAUAUAUCAGUCCAAGAGACACAGUCUAUGACAUGGGGAAAAUUGGUCAUUCUGUAUCUCCCAGUGUAAGCCCACUGCCCGCAAGCAGAGAUUCGGACAACUGCUCGCGGACUGUUAGUUACACAUCUAGUAGGUACUCUUCUUCAGGACUCUAUACAUCAUGUAGCGAUUAUAGCGCCGAUGAAUAUUCUCGGUCUGAAAGCACGUGUUCAAGUUAUUCUCAUGACAGAAGAACACCAUACUCAGAAAACAGCAGCUGCUGUUUAGAGAAGUGUAACACUCAAAGUAUCUCUAAAUCCUACACUAUUGUCCUGGCGGCAGAGAAAUCCCCUGAUGAAAGUCCUACACCAAGGUUCGACAAUGCUUCGUCUUCUGGGCCAUCCGAGUAUCACUCUAGAUCUGAGAGCAGAUACUCCGAAAACAACAAUUCUCGUUGUAGUAGCAGUGUCUCGGAUUCUCCACAAUCUGUUGAUAUGAUUCAUAACAAAGGAAAGCGUUGUCGAGGAAGACUGAGUUCGCCCAAGCAAAGAAAUAAACCAAAACUUGAAGACAAAGUGUUCAGAAGAGAACCUACAAACAUUGGCCCGGGAACCAAAACCCUGAAAAUAGAUUUCCAAAUGGAAAACAAAUCACAAAAGCAAUGCAUACAUAAAGUCCCUAAAAAUGGUAAAACGUCAAGCAGGUUGUCUCCAAAGAUAAAUGCUAGCAUCAAAUGUGAAACUUCAGACCAAACAAUGGAUACCCUCAGAGUUAUGGGCGUUCCUUUACAUAAAAAGGAUAGAUCCCAGAGUUCUGUCGACGCGGUCGAGAACCCGUAUGACAAUGAUUUGGAGGAAGACAUGGAAUCAGAAAAAACAAAGAAGGACACGUCCAUCUCCGAGAAAAGCCAGGAUAAUUUUUGGAAUGUAGAUGUAGAAAAGGACCAUCAAGGAAAGCAACCUGUAAUUCCUAGAUCUUCAAAACACAGUACAACCGAGUUUCCGCAUAUAAAAAGGAGGGAUAAAACAGACCUGAUCCAGAAUAGUUUUCUACAAAAAGAUCCUGAUCCCGAACCCGAUCAGAAACUGUCUGAAAUCAGCAUGGUAGGCACUGGGUUCGACUCAUUGGCAACCGGGAAGCAAGAUGUAAAGUCACAGAAAGUUAGAAAAAGGGAGGCGAAAGCACGAGGAAAUAAAAUAACCAGGGAAAAGCCGCAUGUGUUGAAAAAUGAUCCGCAAGAUUUGUCAGCCUUGAUUGCUAAAGAGCUCCUUGGAGACAAAUAUCAGACCAGAAAGAAAGGAAAAAAAGAACAGAGGAUAAAAAACACUCACAGGAUCCAAACAGACAAAGCAAUGGAAAAGCAAAAACUAACUCAGUUACCUACAGAUAUGCUAGAAAAACAAAACGCAGCUAAAGAUGCUAGAAAGAAGAAGAACCAAAUUGAGAGACUUGUUGCCGCUGACAAUUUGUAUCAGAACAAGAAGCAAGACCAUGUCAGGGGAAUGAUGGUGAUGGGCAUGGCCAAGAGCAGCCCCUACCUAAACCAGACACCAGGGCGCGCGCCAAAACCUUGUCCUACUGCUACAACUCUACCCAUAAUAAACACGGCAGACGACAACAACCCCUGUCAUUCCAUUGUCAGCGGACACACAAAUGCACCGGUGGAUAUGGUCCUCCCAAAACUCUGUGCCUCGCGCCUACUUCCUCAACAUAUUGAGGCUCGGGGCGGCGACCGGGAGAGACGCUGCAACAACGCGCGAAUGCCAUGUAAACUGAAUCAUUCAUACGGAGAUAUAGGAUAUAACCGGAGAAAAUCCGAUGAGCGAAACCCAAGUCAGGCAAACGAUCGUACAUUGCCGAGGUUACCGGGUCCUCCUGUACCCCUUCAAGCGGAGGCUUCGCUGUGUAACGGCGCUCUACAAGUGACCAUCUUGGACCCCAGCGGUCAGGGAGGUCACGCCGAACCUAUCAAACUGACCAUUCUACACAAGUCUAGGGGUACAGAACAAAGAAUGCGGUCCUCACAACACCAAUCGAAAUGUGGGCAGGAAACCGAGCCUGUUUUCUUUAGAGGAAAAGGACGGAGUCAGCAAAUUAAUACAGAGAUGAAAAGCAGGAAAAUCAAGAGAGGGUUUUCUCAUCAAUAAAUGUAUACCGAUAGUUAGAACUGGGAUAAAAACAUCAUUGGUAAAAUUUAAACCGUAAAAAUCAUUUGGAACCUUUUUAAGAUCGUAUAGUAUGAAAUUAAUUUAUAAAUCGAAAAAGUAAAUUUUCUCUGAGUAAA